AUGGGCGGCCCCUUUGCGCCUCGAGUCGCCCUACUGGGCGGCAAGCCAACCGUCGAUGUCGAUGUUCCCGUUUGCUCGGUCUUCCUCGCCCUCUUCCUCGGGUUCGGCGUCUCACACAUGGUGGUCUUCCGACGCAAUUUGUCCAGAGGUCACAAGUUCAUCCCGUCAGCCGUCACGUUCGGUUUCUGCAUGUCGCGCGUCGUCGCCAGUAUCAUCCGAAUUGCCUGGGCCUGUCAUCCAACAAAUGUUCGACUUGCCAUCGCCGCGCAGAUUUUCGUGGCGGCCGGGGUCCUGCUGCUGUUCAUCCUAAACCUGCUCUACUCGCAACGCAUGCUCCGCGCAGCACUGCCCCGGAUCGGAUGGUCAAGAGCCGUGUCAUAUGCCUUCAAGGUGUUCUAUGUCCUCGUCGUUCUGACCAUCAUCAUGGUCAUCACUUGUGUGAUCCAGAGCAUGUACACCCUCAACACGAACACCCUGCGCAUCGACCGGGACAUCCAGCUCUACGGCGCGACCUACUUUGCCAUCGUGGCCUUCCUCCCGCUCCCCAUCACCCUCCUGGUCCUCUUCUUUGCCCGUGGCAGGGACUUUGAACACCCUGGAUCCGGCACUUGGGCGGCGAAGGGAUGCAUUGUGAUCUUCGCCGCGGUACUCUUGUGCUUGGGUGCCUCGUUCCGCGCGGGCACCACCUGGAUGCCUCCUCGUCCCGCGACCAACCCACCAUGGUACGACCACAAGGCCUGCUUCUAUGUCUUCAACUUUGGCAUCGAUUUGUCAGUGGUCGCACUCUUCCUCAUCGCCCGCGUUGAUCGGCGAUUCUGGGUGCCGAAUGGCAGCUCGGCGGUCCGUCAUUAUCGCGGAGCCGAGACUGAACAGAAGGAGCCAUCGUCGACACAGGCCGACGAGCGUGAUAUCGAGAGCUGCGUUGGUCCUUCGCCUGUUUCUUUUUCUUCGGUUCAGCACGAAAAGUAA
Messenger RNA from Penicillium argentinense, 969 nucleotides. RefSeq lists its product as uncharacterized. The transcript has a single exon. The record is from RefSeq and is a predicted model, not a curated record. Bases 1 to 969 code for a protein of 322 amino acids. Lineage: Eukaryota; Fungi; Ascomycota; Eurotiomycetes; Eurotiales; Aspergillaceae.